Molecule: messenger RNA, 3259 nt
Organism: Canis lupus familiaris (dog)
Lineage: Eukaryota; Metazoa; Chordata; Mammalia; Carnivora; Canidae
Gene: SLC6A8
Product: solute carrier family 6 member 8
Exons: 13
Coding region: 25-1932 (635 amino acids)
Biological process (GO): sodium ion transmembrane transport; neurotransmitter transport
Cellular component (GO): plasma membrane
Molecular function (GO): creatine:sodium symporter activity
Source: RefSeq, a predicted model, not a curated record
CCGGCCGCGCGGCCCGCCGGGGCCAUGGCGAAGAAGAGCGCCGAGAACGGCAUCUACAGCGUGUCCGGCGACGAGAAGAAGGGCCCCCUGAUCGCGCCCGGGCCCGACGGGGCCCCGGCCAAGGGCGACGGCCCCGCCGGCCUGGGGGCGCCCGGCGGCCGCCUGGCCGUGCCGCCGCGGGAGACCUGGACGCGCCAGAUGGACUUCAUCAUGUCGUGCGUGGGCUUCGCCGUGGGCCUGGGCAACGUGUGGCGCUUCCCCUACCUGUGCUACAAGAACGGCGGAGGUGUAUUCCUUAUCCCUUAUGUCCUGAUCGCCCUAGUUGGAGGAAUCCCCAUUUUCUUCUUGGAGAUCUCACUGGGCCAGUUCAUGAAGGCCGGCAGCAUCAACGUCUGGAACAUCUGUCCCCUGUUCAAAGGCCUGGGCUACGCCUCCAUGGUGAUCGUCUUCUACUGCAACACCUACUACAUCAUGGUGCUGGCCUGGGGCUUCUAUUACCUGGUGAAGUCCUUCACCACCACGCUGCCCUGGGCCACAUGUGGCCAUACCUGGAACACUCCCGACUGUGUGGAGAUCUUCCGCCAUGAAGACUGUGCCAAUGCCAGCCUGGCCAACCUCACAUGUGACCAGCUUGCUGACCGCCGGUCCCCUGUCAUCGAGUUCUGGGAGAACAAAGUCUUGCGGCUCUCCGGGGGCCUGGAGGUGCCAGGGGCCCUCAACUGGGAGGUGACCCUGUGUCUGCUGGCCUGCUGGGUGCUGGUCUACUUCUGUGUCUGGAAGGGGGUCAAGUCGACGGGAAAGAUCGUGUACUUCACCGCUACCUUCCCCUACGUGGUCCUCGUCGUGUUGCUGGUGCGCGGAGUGCUGCUGCCCGGCGCCCUGGAUGGCAUCAUCUACUAUCUCAAGCCCGACUGGUCCAAGCUGGGGUCCCCGCAGGUGUGGAUCGACGCCGGGACCCAGAUCUUCUUUUCCUACGCCAUCGGCCUGGGGGCCCUCACGGCGCUGGGCAGCUACAACCGCUUCAACAACAACUGCUACAAGGACGCCAUCAUCCUGGCACUCAUCAACAGCGGGACGAGCUUUUUUGCUGGCUUUGUGGUCUUCUCCAUCCUGGGCUUCAUGGCCACGGAGCAGGGUGUGCACAUCUCCAAGGUGGCCGAGUCAGGGCCCGGCCUGGCCUUCAUCGCCUACCCCCGGGCCGUCACGCUGAUGCCCGUGGCCCCGCUCUGGGCUGCCCUGUUUUUCUUCAUGCUGCUGCUGCUCGGCCUGGACAGCCAGUUUGUAGGUGUGGAAGGCUUCAUCACCGGCCUGCUCGACCUCCUCCCGGCCUCCUACUACUUCCGUUUCCAAAGGGAGAUCUCUGUGGCCCUGUGCUGUGCCCUCUGCUUUGUCAUCGACCUCUCCAUGGUGACUGAUGGCGGGAUGUACGUCUUCCAGCUGUUCGACUACUACUCGGCCAGCGGCACGACCCUGCUCUGGCAGGCCUUCUGGGAGUGCGUGGUGGUCGCCUGGGUGUACGGAGCCGACCGCUUCAUGGACGACGUCGCCUGCAUGAUCGGCUACCGACCCUGCCCCUGGAUGAAAUGGUGCUGGUCCUUCUUCACCCCGCUGGUCUGCAUGGGCAUCUUCAUCUUCAACGUGGUGUACUACAAGCCGCUGGUCUACAACAACACCUACGUGUACCCGUGGUGGGGCGAGGCCGUGGGCUGGGGCUUCGCGCUCUCCUCCAUGCUGUGUGUGCCCCUCCACCUCCUGGGCUGCCUCCUCAGGGCCAAGGGGACCAUGGCCGAGCGCUGGCAGCACCUGACGCAGCCGGUGUGGGGCCUCCACCACUUGGAGUAUAGAGCUCAGGACUCCGACGUCAGGGGCCUGACCACCCUGACCCCAGUGUCCGAGAGCAGCAAGGUGGUGGUGGUAGAGAGCGUCAUGUGACGGGCACCCGGGCUCCCAUCACCAGCUCACCCUCUUGUAGCCAUAGCAGCCCCUGCUUUAGCCCCCCCACCCCUCCAGGGGGCUUGCCUUUCCCUGACACUUGGGGUCUGCCUGGGGAGGGGGGGAGGAAGCACCACGAGUGCUAACUAAAAUAACUUUUUUUUCCAUUUUUAAUAAAACGCCAAAAAUAUCACAACCCACCAAAAAUAGAUGCCUCCCCACCCCACCCCCCAACCAAGCUGGUACACACGCUGCUUCCCAGGCCCUGCCGACCGCCGGCCCCCUCGUGCCCGCUGCAGAUGUGUCUCCCCAGCCCCACCACGCCUGCCUCUGGGGGGGGGGCCCACCCUGGAGGCAGCAGUGGCGGGAGGGGGGGGACACAGGGCAGGGAGGCGGGGGAGGGGCAGCAGAACCAGAACCAAGGCCACUGUUUCAGCUGGGCUAGACCCCUCUCCCCGUCCCUCUUCUAGAAGCUUAGAGAGCCAGCCAGCAACGGAACCUCCCGGUUCCCGCGCCAAUUGCCACCAAUAUCAAUUGUGUGAGCUUGUGUACGAGUGCAUGUGUGCGUGAGUAUGUAGGUAGGGUGAACCUAGAUCUCUCUUAGCAAAGGUGAAUACCAGGUGUAAACUGUGCCUGUGGGCAAAUGAGGCUUGUAUUUUGCACAUUUUAUAAAAACUUGAGGAAAGAGAUUUCUGCUUGUAUAUUUCUAAAGAGAAAACAGCCCCUCCUCCCCCCUGCCACUCCCCACCCGUCCCUUUCAGCGUCCCCUUAGUCCCCUGCCCCAGCCAAGGAGUGUGAAUUUAUAGAUCUAAUUUUCAUAGGCAAAAGCUUCAAGCCGUGGAGCGUGCGAGUCUGUCGCGUGGGUGUGCAUGUGUCGUCCCCGGCCCCAGACUGGGGGGGAGAGUGCACGGCGGGCGGCCUCCGGGGACACCCCCCACGCCCCCGCUGCCCACAGGUAGAUGCGGUGCCGGGACCCCGGGGCCGCUCGCCUGGCACGUGCGCCCUGCCCCCGGGGCCGGGCACGACCGCAGGGAUCUGAGGUGGGCACCAGCCGGGGAAGGGAUCCCGGGCCGGGCUCCCACCUGCGAGCUUAAAGCUGAUGCGCUUCCCACGUCUCGAGUCUUCCAUGUAGCAGCUUUAAUUAACCCACGUGUGUGUCACGUCCGAUCCCGAGACAGCCGAGUGGACCCUAGAAAGGCUUCCCCCAUGCCACCCCGACGUCGGUCGGAGGGGUGGGACCGGGUGAGGGUGGGGGUCCGGCGGGGACAUUCUUACUGUGCUAAAAAGCCACUGCAAACAUAGCAAUAAAAACCUGUCAUUUUCCAAA